Messenger RNA from Coffea eugenioides, 1366 nucleotides. RefSeq lists its product as uncharacterized. NCBI's taxonomy places the organism in Eukaryota, Viridiplantae, Streptophyta, Magnoliopsida, Gentianales, Rubiaceae. The record is from RefSeq and is a predicted model, not a curated record. The transcript is spliced from 4 exons. The coding region runs from base 102 to 1010 and encodes 302 amino acids.
UUCCUCUUUGAUAGAGGAGAAACUUUCUGAUAUUAUUACUGCGAAACCUUUGGGAAGAAAAGUUGGAACUCAAGAAACUCCUGGACCUACAGCACCAAAAGAUGAGAUGGGAAAGUCACCGCUGCAUUUUGCUGCUGAUACUCACCACCUCAACCAUCAACCUUCCUUUCUCUCGCGUCUUUGCUGCUUCUGCUACUACUAAUACUGAAAAAACUUCUGGUGUUUGUGUAUCUCCUGGUGGGCGCUUCCCGCCAUUUCUAGAUGAGGGUAAGCCUCCCAGAAAAGUAAGCAAGGGACGUCGGGAUCUGACUCUUUGCAGGGUUUUUCGCCAUAGUACAUGCUGUGAUGUAACCCAGACGCAUCCAGCUUUUUUGUCUAUCAGGAAGUUGGCUUCAGCUGGAGAAGCAAGUCAAGAAUGCUUACACUUGUGGGAACUGUUGGAAUGUUCCAUCUGUGAUCCUCGUGUUGGUGUACAGCCUGGACCUCCUGUAAUAUGUGUAUCGUUUUGUGAUAGAGUGUAUCAAGCAUGCUUGGAUGCAUACUUCUCUGUGGAUGCUAAAACACAGGUUCUAGCACCAUGUGGAUUAAAAGACUUUGUGUGUGGUAGAGCCUCAGAAUGGAUCUCUAAUGGCACAGAUCUCUGCCGUGCUGCAGGUUUUUCUGUUAAGCCAUCUGAUGAUCCUCAAGAAUUAUCAUGCUAUGGUGGGAAAGCUAGUCUGGAUUAUGUUGCUGAUCUCUGGAAAGCUUCAGAGUCUAGGGUUCCACAAGAAACAGAAGGUUUGGGGUCUUUAGAAGAUUUCAGGCAAUGGGUGGAGGCAAUGCCAUUCAGUGAAAAAGUUUCUUGGGCAGUAGGAGGAAUGGUUCUUACAGCGGGACUGAUAUUUGCAAGUCAAAGGAAAAGCCGUAGCCAACGUCAAAAGCACGCUGCUCUUCAACGGACUGCAAGGAAACUGGGAACAAAGAUGAAUUCAACGUCUCCUCCUGGUCGGGGAAAUAAAAAGACAACUUAGUGAUGAAUGUCCUUUUUUUUUUUAAAAUGUAAUUAACCAUGUUAGUUUAUUGGCAGCUGUUCUGAUAUUCCUGUAAUGCCUAUAGUUUGUCUCCAACGCUGCUUCUAAAUGGACAAGGAUUUGCUUGUCUGAAGGCUUCUGGUUGUAACUUUACAAGCAGUUUUGGCAGGUUGAUAUAUCAACAGCUAUAAGAACAAAGGUCAUGGCCUAAGAGUUGGGCUUUUCUUUGUUGUCUGGGUGGGGGUUUAAACAGGGGUCUACCUUUGUUGGCAAUUUGUACUGGGAUGUCUAAACUCUGAAUCCUCACUGGCGAAUUGAAGCCACUCAAUUUAUGAUUGACCUGUUAAAGGCAUAAA